ACGAUCAGUCGAUUGGCGCGGCGGCAGUUCAGUCUGUGUUGAUCGCUCGCACGGUCUACGUUAUAUGGUAUAUUGAUGUGAUAUGUGUAACGCCGGUUUUUCAAAGCAAUUGAUGAUCUCGAGAAAAACACGACAAUCGUCGGAUUGACGUUUCUUGUGGUGUGAGAAACUUCGUCGGAGUCUGCGCGCAGGCAGCGCGGACGAAUCGCAUCGCGAGCAUGCGAGCCCGCUGAAGCCUCACGUGUGCAUUUGAAUUUUCAAUAAGAUCAUCUGCCGGAUAGUGUAGGUGUAGUUUAUUUGGUGCAAAAGGUGAUACUCAGGUCCAACUCGGUGCAUUCUCGUCUUCGAAAACGUUGGCAGAGUUAGCGGAAUGUGGCACGAGGAGGAGCAUCUCGGAAGCCAUGCCGGCUAACGAGUUCUCUGGACAUAGAAGCAGACCAAGGCUGCAACCACCUUAACGAACCGCUAUUCUCACUAGCAAGGUCAUCGGGCGGACCGGAUCUAAUCAUGCUCACGCCGACUAUGUUUCCUGUGCUCUCGUUCCUUCUCCUUCUUAACGACGUGAGCCAGAAGAUCGAACGUUAAAAAUUUGAAAAACCGUUUAAAAAAUUGAAAAUUAAAAUUCAAGAUCGUUUAAAGGGAAACAAAACAAGAGGAAACGAAUCGGCCAGGAAAAGAAAUAUUAAUCGAUGAUACUGCUCUCAUUGUGCUCUUUGAGAAUAAAUUCUUGGAUUUCAUAAAAACGAAUCGUAUGGAAUAAUCGAGAAAAAUAUUUGCAUAAUGAUUUUAUUAACAUCUCCUUUGCGGAGAAGCGUUUAAUUUCCAUUUUUUCAUAUAGAUAGGAAGCUGAAAUGAUAAAUUAAGAAGAUAGUUAGAAAUGGAUGGAAAAAGUAUUUAUGAUUCAAUGGUUAAUUAAUGAAACGUGAUCAAGAAAGAAAGUGGGGCCAAGUAUUUAUCCGAGUACAAUAAUUCUUUUUAUUUAUUAAGAGAACUCGAGUAAAAUAUUCUUUAAAUAAAAAAGAUAUUAGGAUAUUAAUCAUGCCUUUAAAGAGGAUAGUCCCUGCUUCCUAUGUUUCAUCGCAAAAUAAUUCACCUAAACUAUUCUGAAGCAUGAGCUGAAAGUAUAGCUAGAAAUGUAGACUGGUUAUUGAAUGCCGUCGCCAUGGUGGAGCUGUUGUGUAGCAACUCCCUAAGUCCAGGAACCUAUUCAUGUGUUGAAAAAUUCGCAAAAGGAAUCGAGGAAGCAAGAAAAGAAAUCGCACAGAAAUUCAACAUCUGACUAUAUAACUAAUUAGAAGAAAAAAGGAAAGGAAAAGAAUUUUUUAAAAAAAUUUUAUAUAUAUAUACAUAUAUAUAAAGAUAUCAUAAAAAUACGCCACAUGAAAACGAGUCCCGCGUGGUGCCAUGUAGAGGAGAAAUCUCCCUUCUGACAAUCCAGCAUCGAGUAAUGCUGAAACACAUCCUGACGGGGCAACCGUCGUCAGCGGGCUCCAGGCACCAGCACAAUGAUUAUCAAGCGAGCUCGGGCUCGUUGCACGGCGGCCACCAUCAUCACCAUCAUUCCACCAGUCACCAACAGGAUCAGCAGCAACACCUUCAUUACAACCAAAGCAGCAACGUUCGUGGAACAGGGAGCCAAGGACGGGGAGUGGACGUUUACGACUCUGUAGUCCAUCAGAGAGGAGGCAAUGCGCAUCAAGCUGCCACGACGCCAUCGUCCACUCACAGACAUCCUCUGAAUCAUUCCCAAUUGAGCGUGAACAAUCUGUCCCAACGAUUAAAUCAUUCCCAUGCCCUUAACUUGUCCACGUUGUCCACGUCGAAGCAUUCUGUGAACAGUGUUAGUCCUGUCGGUGGUGGAAACAACAAUAACAACAAUAAUAACAACAACAACAAUAAUAACAACAAUAAUAACAACGUGUCGACUUUGGGGCAUACAAUAGUAUCCCAGGUGCCGUUGCAUCAAGAUAGCAGACCCAAAGCGAAUGGAGGCUUCGAUAUUUCAAGACUGUCCAGGUUACCCAGUCAGACGACACCUUCACCCGCACCUGUUCUCCAAGGUACGACAGUCGGCGGCCAGUUGACCGGUGCUGGUUCUACGGCGUUCCCGUUGAACGCUUCCUGGUCCUCGUCCCUAUCGAGGAAUCACAAAGACCACGAGACCGGAGCGAAAGAGACGUUGACCAGUUUAGGCUUGUUGUGUCUGGUGUCGUUAUUAUUGGCACUACUCUCGUUAAUCUUCUUGCUGAAGAUUUCACCGUUAACGGUGACCCCGAGUAGCCUGAUCAGCCCGGAGGAGUAUACGAUUGUGUACGAGGUGACAUUGGCGCUGUGCGCCCUCGCCCUCUCCUUGAAUCUUUGUUGUCUCCUCGUUUGCGCUAUACAGUUCCUCUUCACAGUGAAGCUUGUCAAGACUUCGUAUCAAGGACACUGGAGUAACAAGUACCUGCAAAAAUCAUCCAUCAGCCGGAUAUGUGCUGUCGGAGGAUUUUUCAUUAGCAUUCCUGUAUUUCUAACUGGUAUGAUAUUGUAUACAUUCAUCCAGUUUCAUUCAACACCGGCAAUCGUCACGUCCGUUUUUAUAGGUCUUGGCAUUGUGUUUUGUGGAUGUGCAAUGGUUCAUAACGUCUUCGUGUGGCAGAGGGAGAAGACGAACGCCGUGAAGGCGUUAGCGCGCGAACAAUGUGAAGCAGCGGUACAAUUGCAGCGUCAACAGCAAUUACAACAGCACCAAAAUCAACCUCAAUUACAACAGCAACAACAACUACGUGGUCCAUUGACUAUCCACUAUCCUGGCUGUCCUACGAAAGUUGGCUCUGUGACAAAUCAACUAAACGCCAGUCAUACAAUACACAGCCGUGCGACACAAUACCAACAUUAUCAUCAUCAUCAUCAUCAUCGACACGUGUCAAUGUCCCCACCGCCCUUGUUGCUUUCAUCGCCAGCUUCGAUCGCAGCGACGCACAAUCAUUUAAAUGUGAGCGGACAUAGAAACAUAGUUACACCACCAGAUACACCGGCAGAUAGAUCGCCACCAAGUCCUGGAAAUAAAUUGAAUAAAUCGCAACAUUUGCCGCGGGAAGCGACCGGCAGUGUUAGUCCUGGACUUCCAGCUGCCACAUUGGAUUUAAGUAGUGCAGCAACUACUAAUAGUCCUCAUGAAUUGUCUACAUUGGUUUAGAAUCUUGAUUCAAAGAUUGUUUUUAACGUAGAAUUAAAGAUUAAUGAUUGAUUACUGGUUUUCUAAUUAAGUUUUGAUUAAAAAGAAAAGCAUUUCAUUAUUUUUAAAAUUAUAAACUCAUUUCAAAAUUUGGAUGAUUUAAUUGGUAGAAAAAUCAUUUUUCAAGUGAACGGUUUGGUUAAGCGAUUAGUUCGUUUCUUUUCCUACAGUGGGCACUAGUAUACAAUGUCAUUUCUGUGGUUUCCCGGUUAACCUGUUGCUUGUAGGAUUAUGUAAUCUUGUUGUUUAAUACUUAUAUUUUGUAAACUUUUUAAUUUUUUUUGGAUUUUUAUUCAAUUUUUCUAAAAAAUUUUUCUUAAAAAAAAAAUAGUUGAAUAAGCAUAAGUUCCAAGCAUCGGAAAUGCAAUAAUUGUUUCAAUAGACAAAUUUCGUCAAUUAGAUUUUUUAUAAUGAAGUUUGUUAUAGAAAGAAAAGCAAUGUUAUUUCGAAAACGAAGAAAAAAACAUGGAUUAUUAUGAGAAAUAGGAAAACAAAAAAAAAAAAAGUAAAAUUGUUCGUUAAUAUUAAUUACAAAUAAAAUAAUUUUUAAGGAAACGUCCAAAAGACGUAGCGAAAGGAAUAAAUAAUUUAUAUUCGCGUGUAUCUUGCCAUUACCAUUUUAUUACUAUUAUUAAUAUUGUUAAUAUUACUUAAUUAUUAUUAUUAUUAAUAUUAAUAUUGUUACUAUUAUUAUCAUUAAUGUUAUGAAAUUUCUAGUCCUAGGUUACUUUCGCCUUCACGAAAGAAUAAUUUUUUACUGUUGCGCGUAAUUCAGCGAUUAUAGAAUUUUCGUUGUGCAUGCACAGUAGAAAGAAAAUUGGCGAAGUGCAAAUCUUGAACUAUAAAGAGUAAAAAAUAUAUGUAAAUAUACAAGAAGAAUUUUGUAUUCGUAUUAUAUAAAAUUUAAAUUUUAUAAC
Molecule: messenger RNA, 4137 nt
Organism: Apis mellifera (honey bee)
Lineage: Eukaryota; Metazoa; Arthropoda; Insecta; Hymenoptera; Apidae
Exons: 5
Coding region: 1448-3181 (577 amino acids)
Source: RefSeq, a predicted model, not a curated record